UAAGCAAAGUAUCUCUUUUUCUUUCCUUUCGGGUAUAAAUAUUUCUGUUUACAACAUAAUCAUUGAUAUCUCCUGCAUGGCUGUAAGGAUUCUGUACCUUAAAAGCUUACACGAGGAUUUUGUUGCUCCUUUCGUUUUUUCUCUCACUACGUUUUCAGAUUUUGGAGAUUAGCACCUCUCUCUCUCUCUCUCUCUCUCUCUCUCUCUCUCUCUCUAAACCAGUGACUGUGUUUUAGUUGACAUCCAUCUCCAAAGGCAUAUUUGAUUAAAACUCAAAGUCACAGGGCACAGUUGUUCGAGGAUCGCUUGUGUUAGUAAAGUUAGAAGGCAGGGUUCAUUACUAGAGAGAACGUAUGCCUGGGAACAAGUACAACGGUAAUUCAGCCCACAUCCCACCAACUCGAAUUGAACGGCUCUUGAGAGAAAGGGAGCUAAGGAAAAAUAUCAAGGCCUUGAACUUGAAUGAAACAUUUGAACCUGAGUUGCAGUUAAGAGAAGAUGAAAACUCAAAUGCUGCCCAUGUUGAACGAUUCUUGGAAGGGGCUGCAGCUGCAAGGGCACUUAAUGAGGGAUACGAAAAGCAAGACGGGAGGCCUAGCAGACAACGACUGUUGGUUGUGGCGAACAGGUUACCUGUCUCUGCAAUUAGAAGAGGUGAAGAUUCAUGGUCUCUGGAGAUGAGUGCAGGGGGUCUGGUCAGUGCACUUUUGGGUGUAAAGGAGUUUGAGGCAAGGUGGAUUGGUUGGGCCGGGGUAAAUGUGCCGGAUGAAAUUGGACAGAAGGCGCUUACUAGAGCUCUUGCUGAUAAGAGAUGUAUUCCAGUUUUCCUUGACGAGGAGAUUGUUCAUCAAUAUUACAAUGGCUAUUGCAACAAUAUUUUGUGGCCCCUUUUCCAUUACCUUGGACUUCCACAAGAAGAUCGACUUGCCACCACCCGGAGUUUCCAGUCACAAUUUGCUGCAUAUAAGAAGGCAAAUCAAAUGUUUGCUGCUGUAGUUAAUGAGCACUAUGAAGAGGGUGACGUAGUUUGGUGCCAUGAUUACCAUCUUAUGUUUCUUCCAAAAUGCUUGAAGGAUUACGAUAGUAAAAUGAAAGUUGGUUGGUUUCUCCACACCCCUUUUCCUUCUUCUGAAAUCCAUAGGACAUUGCCCUCACGAUCAGAACUACUACGUGCAGUUCUUGCAGCUGAUUUAGUUGGUUUUCACACUUAUGACUAUGCACGGCACUUUGUUAGUGCUUGCACUCGCAUUCUUGGACUAGAGGGUACACCUGAAGGAGUUGAGGAUCAAGGGAGGCUUACUCGAGUGGCUGCGUUUCCUAUUGGAAUAGAUUCAGACCGCUUCAUACGUGGACUUGAGGUUCCUAAAGUCCAAGAUCACAUUAAGGAAUUGAAAGAACGGUUCGCUGGGAGAAAGGUAAUGCUAGGUGUUGAUCGCCUUGAUAUGAUUAAAGGAAUUCCUCAAAAGUUACUAGCGUUUGAAAAGUUUCUUGAGGAAAACCCAACUUGGCGUGACAAAGUGGUUUUGCUGCAAAUUGCAGUGCCAACAAGAACAGAUGUUCCAGAGUAUCAAAAACUUACAAGCCAGGUUCAUGAAAUUGUUGGGAGAAUUAAUGGCAGAUUUGGAACUUUGAUCGCUGUCCCAAUACAUCACCUGGAUCGUUCUCUCGACUUUCAUGCAUUGUGUGCACUAUAUGCUGUAACUGAUGUAGCACUUGUUACAUCCCUGAGGGAUGGAAUGAAUCUUGUCAGUUAUGAGUUUGUGGCAUGCCAGGAUGCAAAGAGAGGGGUCCUUAUUCUGAGUGAGUUUGCUGGUGCCGCACAGUCUUUAGGUGCUGGAGCAAUUCUAGUGAACCCAUGGAACAUCACAGAAGUUGCCAAUUCAAUUGCUCAAGCAUUGAAUAUGGACUCUGAAGAAAGAGAGAAGCGACAUAAGCAUAAUUUUUCGCACGUGACAGCCCACACUGCACAGGAAUGGGCCGAAACUUUUGUAAGUGAAUUGAACGAUACUGUUGUAGCGGCGCAAUUACGGACCAGACAGGUGCCACCGCCACUUCCAAACAAGGACGCAAUUCAAAGUUAUUUACAAGCAAAUAAUCGAUUGAUCAUACUGGGAUUCAAUGCGACAUUAACUGAAUCAGUGGACACACCUGAGAGGCGAGGUGAUCAAAUAAAAGAAAUGGAACUUAAACUGCAUCCUGAAUUGAAAGAAACCUUGUCAGCACUCUGCAAUGAUCCAACAACAACUAUUGUGGUCCUCAGUGGGAGUGAGAGAAAAGUCUUAGAUAAUAACUUUGGGGAGCUUGACAUGUGGUUGGCAGCUGAAAACGGGAUGUUUUUACGCCUUACAAAGGGAGACUGGAUGACAACAAUGCCUGAACAUGUGAAUAUGGAAUGGGUCAACAGUGUGGAGCAUGUUUUUGAGUAUUUCAAAGAGAGAACACCGCGAUCACAUUAUGAACGUCGUCAAACUUCCCUCGUGUGGAAUUAUAAAUAUGCAGAUGUUGAUUUUGGAAGACUUCAAGCCAGAGAUAUGCUGCAGCAUCUCUGGACUGGCCCAAUUUCUAAUGCCUCUGUUGAUGUUGUUCAAGGUAGCCGGUCUGUUGAGGUUCGAGCAGUUGGUGUGACAAAGGGUGCAGCAAUUGAUCGUAUAUUGGGAGAGAUAGUUCAUAGUAAAUCCAUGACAUCCCCCAUUGAUUAUGUGCUGUGUAUUGGACAUUUUCUUGGGAAGGAUGAAGAUGUGUACACCUUUUUCGAGCCAGAUCUUCCGCCUGAUCCAAGUAGUCUUUCAAGAACCAAGAUACCUGAUGGACUAAAGCCUAACGAGAGGCGAUCUUCUUUGAAGGCUCCGGCCAUCAAAAGCGGCUCAAAAUCGUCUCAGAGCAAAGCGCAACGGGCGCCUUUACCAAACCAUGAGAAGAAAAAUGCAAAUCACAACACCACGAAUCCACGAUGGCCAUCUCCAGAAAAGGUUUCGUGGAACGUACUUGAUCUAAAGAAGGAGAACUACUACUCUUGCUCUGUCGGGCGGACUCGCACAAAUGCUCGGUAUACACUUCAGUCCUCGGAUGAUGUUGUCUCGUUUCUGAAGGAAUUGGCGGGUGCCUCUUCUGCAAGCGCUUCAUCUUCCGGUUCAGAGAUAUAAUGCUCUCGAAUUUCUCGAAAGUGUAGCUUCACUUGGUAGCUGUUUGCACUGUAGAUAGUUAUAAUGCUUCAGCUGAAGUAUUAGAUUAUUGUUAGUUUACGUACUUAAACCGUCUAAACCACAUUGACGAUUAAAGACUUAGGGCUGUAUCCCUGUUCGACAAGAGUCUGUAUCCUAGUAAGCAAGCAACGCUUGCGACUUGUUGCUCUCGAGUGGGCUAAA
Pyrus x bretschneideri (Chinese white pear) is the source of this 3365-nucleotide messenger RNA. Its product is annotated as alpha,alpha-trehalose-phosphate synthase [UDP-forming] 1-like. The record is from RefSeq and is a predicted model, not a curated record. Gene Ontology annotation, biological process: trehalose biosynthetic process. Gene Ontology annotation, cellular component: cytosol. The transcript has 18 exons. The coding region runs from base 354 to 3143 and encodes 929 amino acids. Gene Ontology annotation, molecular function: alpha,alpha-trehalose-phosphate synthase (UDP-forming) activity. NCBI's taxonomy places the organism in Eukaryota, Viridiplantae, Streptophyta, Magnoliopsida, Rosales, Rosaceae.